Molecule: messenger RNA, 1768 nt
Organism: Loa loa (African eye worm)
Lineage: Eukaryota; Metazoa; Nematoda; Chromadorea; Rhabditida; Onchocercidae
Product: tubulin alpha chain
Exons: 8
Coding region: 46-1398 (450 amino acids)
Biological process (GO): microtubule cytoskeleton organization; mitotic cell cycle
Cellular component (GO): microtubule; cytoplasm
Molecular function (GO): GTP binding; structural constituent of cytoskeleton
Source: RefSeq, a predicted model, not a curated record
UUUCAGCUCGAUCGUCCCUAGCUUUUCUCGGGCUACAACGCAAACAUGCGCGAGGUGAUAUCAGUACACGUUGGCCAAGCUGGUGUUCAAAUUGGAAAUGCCUGCUGGGAGUUAUUUUGUUUGGAACAUGGGAUUCAACCUGAUGGACGUAUGCCAUCUGAUAAACAAAGCCAGAUUGACGACUCGUUCUCAACAUUCUUCUCAGAAACGGGCACUGGUCGUCAUGUUCCACGGGCAAUUAUGGUUGAUCUGGAACCGACUGUAGUAGAUGAAAUCAGAACCGGAACAUACAAACAGCUUUUCCACCCUGAGCAGAUGGUCACCGGUAAGGAAGAUGCUGCGAACAAUUAUGCACGAGGGCAUUACACAAUUGGAAAAGAAGUAAUUGAUUUGGUACUUGACCGUAUCCGACGUUUGGCUGAGAAUUGCACUGGUCUUCAGGGUUUCCUGAUUUUCCACUCCUUCGGUGGUGGAACUGGUUCAGGUUUCACAUCACUUUUGAUGGAACGUUUAUCUGUCGACUACGGCAAAAAAAGCAAGUUAGAAUUCUCGAUAUAUCCGGCCCCACAAGUUUCUACCGCUGUCGUAGAACCAUACAAUUCUAUACUUACGACUCAUACUACUCUUGAACAUUCUGAUUGCGCGUUUAUGGUUGACAACGAAGCUAUCUAUGAUAUUUGCCGUCGCAAUUUGGAUGUUGAAAGGCCUUCGUAUACAAAUCUUAACCGGCUCAUUUCGCAGGUUGUAUCGUCAAUAACUGCCUCUCUUCGGUUCGAUGGUGCCCUGAACGUGGAUCUGACAGAAUUCCAAACGAAUUUGGUUCCUUACCCUCGUAUUCAUUUCCCUUUGGCCACUUAUGCACCUGUUAUUUCGGCGGAAAAAGCAUAUCAUGAGUCCCUGUCGGUAGCAGACAUCACAAAUGCAUGCUUUGAGCCAGCUAAUCAAAUGGUUAAAUGCGAUCCUCGACAUGGGAAAUAUAUGGCAGUAUGCCUUCUUUACCGCGGUGAUGUUGUACCAAAAGAUGUGAAUGCCUCCAUCGCUAGCAUUAAGACGAAGCGUACUAUUCAGUUUGUUGACUGGUGUCCAACAGGUUUCAAAGUUGGCAUAAACUAUCAACCACCUACAGUUGUUCCUGGAGGUGAUCUGGCGAAAGUGCCUCGCGCUGUAUGUAUGCUUGCGAAUACGACAGCUAUUGCGGAAGCGUGGGCAAGGCUUGAUAACAAGUUUGAUUUGAUGUAUGCAAAGAGGGCUUUUGUUCACUGGUACGUCGGAGAGGGCAUGGAAGAGGGGGAGUUUUCAGAAGCGCGAGAAGAUCUGGCAGCCCUCGAAAAGGACUAUGAAGAGGUGGGGAUUGAUUCGUUGGAAGGUGAAGGUGAAGGCGAAGGCGAAGAGUACUGAUGUUCAGUUAAAAUUGUUUGCAGCAAAUCGUGACAUAUUAAUGCUUGUUCCUUUUUUGGUCUUUUGAAUUUCAUCUCCAUACUGAGAAUGGUUUUUCCGUCCAUUCUUAGGUAGAAAUGUCUUCUUAUGUGUCUUUUUUUUUACGAUAAAUGAUAUUGAAAGUUCACCAGAUUGUGCGUGCACUUAUCAUCUGCAAUGUAUGGUUUGUGCUAGCUUUCCGUGCACAUGCGUUUUUCACCUCACAUUCUGAAUAUUUUGUUGCAACAUUUUUAGCUUGUUUUGAAGGUGUGCUCUGGGACAAAACGAUUAAACAAGAUAGUUGAACCGAAAAGAAGGAGGUCUGAUAUUAUCCAUGUGAGUCAUAAACGGC